Molecule: messenger RNA, 588 nt
Organism: Acanthosepion pharaonis
Lineage: Eukaryota; Metazoa; Mollusca; Cephalopoda; Sepiida; Sepiidae
Source: the annotation of a GenBank genome assembly
AUGACCCCUUUUUGUCUCUGUGGCACUUGUUCCUCUAUUCAUUUGUUCAAAGUCGCCAAGUUUCUGCAUUCUUCUGCUUCUCUUUCUUCCUUCUUUCUUCCCCCACCCAUCUCUAAUUUCUUCCCUUUGCUUUGUCCACAUUUCUUAUACUCUCUCUCUUUCUCCCACUCUUUUUCUUUAACAAGCAACAUUCUUCUUCCAUUUUUGUUUCCUGCCUCUCAGCUUUCUCCUCCUUCUGAACUUUCCCCUCCACAAAAUCUUGUUUACGAUAUAUCAUUUCAUGGAUCUAUUUCUUUGGGUUUUUUUCUUUGGUCAAUUUGGUUUACCAUUUUUUUUUCUUUCUCUUUUCUCUUCCCACCACUCCACUCAUCAUUUUAUUCUUUUUCAUCUUCUCUCUUUUUUCUUUCCUUAACUUCUUACUUUAUCUUUAUUGCUCUUUUCUCUUCCACCCAUACUCUCAUCAUUUUAUUCUUUUUCAUCUUCUCUCUUUUUUCAUUCUUUAACUUCUUACUUUAUCUUUAUUGUUCUUUUCUCUUCCUCCUUCUCUCAUCAUUUUAUUCUUUUCAUCUUCUCUUUUUCUUUCUUUAA